Python bivittatus (Burmese python) is the source of this 5838-nucleotide messenger RNA. RefSeq names its product phosphatidylinositol-4,5-bisphosphate 3-kinase catalytic subunit beta (gene PIK3CB). Lineage: Eukaryota; Metazoa; Chordata; Lepidosauria; Squamata; Pythonidae. Gene Ontology annotation, molecular function: 1-phosphatidylinositol-4-phosphate 3-kinase activity; 1-phosphatidylinositol-3-kinase activity. Gene Ontology annotation, biological process: cell migration; phosphatidylinositol-3-phosphate biosynthetic process; phosphatidylinositol-mediated signaling. The record is from RefSeq and is a predicted model, not a curated record. Gene Ontology annotation, cellular component: plasma membrane; phosphatidylinositol 3-kinase complex; cytoplasm.
UGGUGGGAAGCUGUUUCCUAGGUAAUCGCCACCGGCGACACCAUUGCUUCCCCUCAGCGUGCGCCUGCGUUAGAGAGGGAAAGGGCUUCGUUUCCUCACGCAGCCUGAAGGUACCCGCGACCUGAGGCCCGGCAGGUGAUGCGUGUUACUGGCGACGGGGCCGAACAGGAAAAGCUGCCGCCGCCGCCGCCGCCGCCUCGGCUUCAAGGAACAGGAAGCGGGGUCGAGUGCCGCCCCCGCCCGCUCGUGCUUGAGCAGACCAGCUCUGUCAUCCAGUACAUCCUUCCAAGAAAACCAAGAGAAAAUAUGGUUUGCACAAAUAAGCUUAAGCGGCCAGAAUUACUUUGAAAGAAUUGUGAACAGAAAAACAACAAUGACCAUGUGGUUAUGAUAUUUAAAAUCUAUAAUGCCUCCUGCCAUGGCAGCUAUCCUAGACAUCUGGGCAGUAGAUUCACACAUAGCAGCUGAGAGCUCAAUUUCUGUGGAUUGCCUGCUUCCUACUGGAAUUUACAUCAGUCUAGAUGUUCCUCGUGAUGCCACUAUUUGUCAUAUCAAACAGCUAUUAUGGAAACAAGCACAUAGCUACCCUCUGUUUCAUCUUCUUCUGGAGAUUGAUUCAUAUAUGUUCUCCUGUGUGAACCAAACAGCAGUACGUGAGGAACUGGAGGAUGAAACCCGAAGGCUCUGUGAUGUUAGACCAUUCCUUCCUGUUCUUAAAUUAAUUACCAGAAGCUGUGAUCCAGGAGAAAAGUUAGACUCAAAAAUAGGUGUCCUCAUAGGAAAAGGCCUCCAUGAGUUUGAUGCCCUACAGGAUCCAGAAAUUAAAGAAUUCCGGAUUAAGAUACGACAAAUCAGUGAAGAGAAAAUGCAAUCACUGGUGGGGUUAUCUUCAAUGGAUUGGUUAAAGCACACACAUCCUCCAGAAUUAGAACCAGCAAUCCAGGACAACAUCCAGGAUAAACUUUACGGUGGCAAUCUUGUUGUGGCUGUUCAUUUUGAUAACUGUCAGGAUGUAUUUAGUUUUCAAGUGUCUCCUAAUAUUAACCCUGUUAAGUUGAAUGAGUUGGCAAUUCGGAAACGGUUGACUAUCCAUGGAAAAGAAGAUGAAGAAGCUAAACCUUGUGAUUAUGUAUUACAAGUUAAUGGAAGACUGGAAUAUGUUUUUGGGGAUCAUCCAUUAAUUCAAUUCCAGUAUAUCCAUCGUUGUGUAAUAAAUAGAACUCUUCCUCAGCUGACACUUAUUGAAUGCAGCACCAUUAAAAAAAUGUAUGAACAGGAAAUGAUUGCUAUAGAAGCAGCAGUAACUCAAAAAUCAAGCAAUCUUCCUCUUCCUCUACCACCCAAAAAAUCACGUUUGACUCAAAGUGUCUGGGAGUUUAGCCACCCUUUCAAAGUUUUGCUAGUAAAUGGCACUAAAUUGAACACAGAAGAAACUGCCAAAGUUCAUAUCAGGGCUGGCCUCUUCCAUGGAAAUGAACUCCUUUGUAAACCUAUUGUAAGCUCAGAAAUAUCUGGGAGAAAUGACCAUAUUUGGAAUGAACCCUUGGAAUUUGACAUCAAUGUCUGUGACUUGCCGAGAAUGGCUAGAUUGUGCUUUGUGGUUUAUGCUGUUAUGGAUAAAAUGAAAAAUAAAAAGUCAGCCAAGACACUGAAUCCAUCCAAAUACCAGACCAUGAGGAAAGCUGGGAAAGUGCAUUAUCCUGUGGCAUGGGUCAAUACUAUGGUAUUUGAUUUUAAAGGACAAUUAAAAUCUGGAGACCUUCUCUUGCACAGCUGGUCAUCAUUUCCUGAUGAACUUGAAGAAAUGUUGAAUCCAAUGGGAACGGUACAGACUAACCCAUACACUGAAAAUGCAACAACUUUGCAAAUCAGAUUUCAGGAAUAUUCAAAAUUUCCUAUUUAUUACCCCCCUUUUGAUAAGAUACUUGAAAAGGCAGCUGAGAUUGCAAGGAACAGUGAUUCCUCUGGCAUGGCAGGUCGUGGUGGCAAAAAGUUCUACAUUGAGCUAAAGGAGAUCAUGGAAAGGGACCCUUUAUCUCAGCUGUGUGAAAAUGAAAUGGAUCUCAUCUGGACAUUACGAUUUGACUGUCGUGAAAAUUUUCCACAAUCCCUGCCAAAACUGUUGCUGUCUGUGAAAUGGAACAAGCUUGAAGAUGUUGCUCAACUUCAGGCUCUUCUUCAGAUAUGGUCAAAACUGCCUCCUAGAGAAGCAUUAGAGUUACUAGAUUUCAAUUACCCCGAUCAAUAUGUAAGAGAAUAUGCUGUGAGCUGUUUACGACAAAUGAGUGAUGAAGAGCUUGCUCAGUAUCUCCUGCAGCUCGUGCAGGUACUGAAAUAUGAAGCUUUUCUCGACUGUGCCCUCUCCAGAUUCCUGUUAGAAAAAGCCAUGGCAAACAGAAGGAUAGGACAAAUGUUGUUUUGGCAUUUGAGAUCAGAAGUGCAUAUACCUGCAGUCUCUGUGCAGUUUGGUGUGAUAUUGGAAGCUUAUUGCCGUGGGAGCAUCACUCAUAUGAAAGUUCUUUCCAGACAGGUUGAAGCACUGAAUAAGAUGAAGACUUUGAAUAGCUUAAUAAAACUGAAUGCCAUGAAGCAAAGUAAAGCUAAAGGAAAGGAUGCGAUGCAUACCUGUUUAAAACAAAGAGCAUAUAGAGAGGCCCUUUCCCAUCUCCAGUCCCCUCUGAAUCCUUCUGUUUUACUUUCAGAACUUUGUAUAGAGAAAUGUAAAUAUAUGGACUCAAAAAUGAAGCCUUUAUGGAUCGUAUACAGUAACAAAGUGUUCGGUGGUGAUUUGGUGGGAAUCAUCUUUAAAAAUGGAGAUGAUCUACGACAAGACAUGUUGACGCUUCAGAUGUUACGUUUAAUGGAUUUACUUUGGAAAGAGGCUGGGCUAGAUCUUCGGCUGUUGCCUUAUGGCUGUUUAGCAACAGGAGAUUAUUCUGGCUUAAUUGAGGUGGUUUCUGCUUCUGAAACAAUUGCAGACAUUCAGCUCAACAGCAGUAAUGUAGCUGCUGCUGCUGCAUUCAACAAAGAUGCUCUCUUAAAUUGGCUUAAAGAAUACAAUACUGGAGAAGAUUUGGAUCAAGCCAUUGAGGCAUUCACUUUGUCUUGUGCUGGCUACUGUGUAGCUACUUACGUCCUGGGCAUUGGAGACAGGCACAGUGACAAUAUCAUGGUCAGGAAGAAUGGUCAGCUGUUCCAUAUAGAUUUUGGGCAUAUUCUUGGAAACUUCAAAUCCAAAUUUGGAAUUAAAAGGGAACGGGUACCUUUCAUCCUGACAUAUGAUUUUAUUCAUGUCAUUCAGCAAGGGAAAACUGGAAACACUGAAAAAUUUGGCCAGUUCCGCCAAUGCUGUGAAGAAGCAUACUUGAUUCUGCGAAGACAUGGCAACCUAUUUAUCACUCUGUUUGCACUGAUGUUAACAGCUGGGCUUCCAGAACUAACAUCUGUUAAAGACAUCCAAUAUCUAAAGGACUCUCUUGCCUUAGGAAAGAGUGAUGAAGAGGCAUUAAAACAGUUUAAGCAGAAAUUUGAUGAAGCACUCAGAGAAAGUUGGACUACUAAAGUGAACUGGAUGGCACACACAGUUCGGAAGGAUUACAGAUCCUGAUUGGUUGAUGAAUUUGCACUAACCUUAAAAGUUAUCCUGACAAUAAAGCAUUAAAGGAGAAAAAACAGACUGUUUAAAAAGAGACCCAGGAAAGUUGCCUGAGGGAUUCUUGAUUAUUUUGCACUCUGCUUUGGGAAUGCUUCAAGAUUUUGCAGAAUCAGUAAUCGCUUCUGCUUACUUUGCACACUGAAAGUUACUACUAAACUUUUAUAUUGUUUUGAUACAGUGUAAAUAUUUGGGACCUUUUAUGCUUAGGCAGAGUGCUCAAACUCUGUCUAGAUGGUUAGAGAUUUCUUGAAGAACUGAUUACUAAACAGCAUCAGAGGUUUUCAUAAUGCCUUUAAUUUUGCUUCAAGUGAACUUUAAAUGCAUCUAUACACCUAUAUUUUUACUGGCAUAAACAUCCAUUCUACUGUACAUAACAGCCAGAAUAUUGCACAGCAAAAAGCUUAUUUCUUUCUACUGCUGCCAGAAAAGAGACCUCUAUACUUAAUAAUGGAAAAAUGUAAAAAGAUUGUCCCUUUUACUAUAAUGUUGUACAAUGUUGUGUUGGUGUAAUGUUUUAAAAUUUAUGUGGAUGGGGUAUGUUUGAAAUAAUUUUCAGUUGUUAGAAAAAUUACAAAAUUGAGUGCUGAACAUCUUUUCAAAAAUUUCACAGCAUCUGAAAUGUUGGAGAAAUGUCAGUAAAAGGAGUUAGCCUUUCAAUUUUCCAGUGAUAUCCGUAACAGAUUGUCCACGCCAUGAUAUAUAUGGAAAACAUGAAACAAAAUCUCCUUACAAGGUUUAUACAUAUCUCUCAAAUCUGUGUUUGUCAAAACCAGUUGUUUUUCUUUUUUUAAAUGCUAAAACAUAGCAUUUUAAAAAGAGAUUUCAAAAUGAAGUCAAAUCCACCCUGUGCUGUACUCAGUGACAAAACACCAACAAGGAAAAACAGAUAAAUUAAAAACAGGCAAAAUGUCUGAAUGGUUCCUGAUAUUUUUGCACCCUGCUUUGGAGUGCUUCAUCAAGAUUUUGUAAAAUCAGUAAUCACUCCCACAUACUCUGCAUGGUGUGGUACUGUUUGUGAUAAAAGCAUCUUCCCAGGAUGUUUGUGUUCAGCCUUAAAAUGACUGUGAUUGAGAAACUGGAUAUACUUUAAUUUAUGAAACGAGGUACCCUGCUUUAAGGUGCUUAAAAGAACAGUUCAAAUUAAAAGUGCAAUAGAAUUUGUUAGUUUAAAGAUGUAACACGAAAUAUUUUGAAACAGUGGCGAAGUGGACUUGUAAUAACCUCUUGCUCGCCAAAGAACCUGGUUGCUCUUAAUUUCAGUGGUGAUCGAAUAAACAUAAUUAUGAUCAAAAUAAUGAUUUUAAAUAGGAAGUGCAUUAAAGACUAUUAUACUUUGUCAAAGGUUUCUGUUUUUCUAAACAACGUUGUGAAUAAUAAACAUAGUUCUUAGAUGUUUGAAAUCUUGUUAAAAUGUUAAGAGUCAAAUACUGAGGGAGAAUAAUACAAGCAUGUAGCUAAACUGCAAAAUAUAUUGUAGUAACAGGCUUUCAGUAUGAAGUGAUUGUUACAAAAGUGUGCAAGAAAGAUACUCAGUUGCCCUGUUCAUUUUCAUUAUUGAAAGGUCAGUUUUUUAGUUUUCAUUUUCAGUUCAUUGCUUUAAAUCAUCUUUUUUCUAUUAAUUUUAAAAGAAGACAUAUUUUGCUACCUACGAUUAUGGGAUGUUUUGAAUCGUAUGAGUUUUUCAUAUAUUAGACUACUGCUUUCCAUCUACUUCACCCCCAUCCCCAGCUUUGUGCCUGCUGAAUUUCAGACACAGAGAAAGUCAGUUUUAUAAGCCAUUUACAUACAUUUUGCCUUGGGUAUUAAUGGGAGGCCGUCUGUUCUUCUCUCACUUGUAACCGUUUUAUGGUAUAUCCUUCUGUUGUGAAAUUUGUAAGGCUUAGUCAUGCAAAAAAUCAGACCUACCAAAGCUAGCCAGGACAAAGUCUCCUAUUCUAUAGGGUUCAUUUGAUUCCUGUCACUUUUAUAACUCUCUCACCUUCCUCCCUUUAACUUAUAUAGCCCAUUGCUAUGUAUGUUAGGUGUUUUUGUAGUAGAACACAGAAGAAAUGCAAGUUAAAACAAUAGUGAAUUUUUAAUUUGGAAUUCAUCAGUUGAAUUUAUUUGGUUUUGUAAUUGAAAUGAAUGAGAUUUAUUCAUUCUUUUAAACUAUUAAAAUGAAUGCACAUCUAUGAAUGCAUGUG